Eruca vesicaria subsp. sativa (arugula) is the source of this 2141-nucleotide messenger RNA. The record is from the annotation of a GenBank genome assembly. NCBI's taxonomy places the organism in Eukaryota, Viridiplantae, Streptophyta, Magnoliopsida, Brassicales, Brassicaceae.
GUCUGUUUGUAGUAGUCAAAGUCAGCUGAAUCAUUAUGGUAGACUUUCAUAUGGCAUUAUAUAAAAUCAUAUGGAGUAAUCACGUAGCAGAGACCAAACUAACACGAAAGCCUUCUCUCUCAGACAACAACAGCUCACAAUCGAGCUCCCUGCUUCAAAAAUUCCAGGCAAAUUAUUAUUUACCGAUCCAGUUUAGCACCAUCUUGUGCAAUAUGGACUUCUUCGGUUCAAGCAAAGCAAAGAAAGAGGCAAAACGAUCAGGACUGUUCGGGAAGAAAAGUUCAAGCAAGAGCAAUCCGGCGACUCCUCCUCGUCUCGCUGAUGGUAGAUCUCCACCACCUUCGUAUCUCUCCAACAAAAGAGCCGAGACAGAGUACGAUUUUCCUACCUCCCGUGAACAAAGAACAUACCCGAAACAACCGGCGUCUGAACGCGUCCCCAACUCCCACCCUAGGCCUCCUGUGUAUGGAUAUGGCACGCCUGAACGUCGUAGAGGAAGAAUGGAGGGGAUGAGUUAUGAGCCAGAGACCAACGCUCCUUCAAGCCCCUUUCAUCCUUCUGGUAACCGCACGCCUGAACGUGUUAGAAAGCCAAGCGAGUAUAGCCGAGAACACAACAUGUAUGAGGCAGAUACUCGAAGCAAUGCAAGCCCAUUUCACCCAUUCAGAAGCCCUUCUCCAUCUCCAUACCACACGCCUGAUCGCCGCAGAGACCAAGAUGUAGAACACUACGAGGCAAUGUAUGAGCCUGAGGCCAAUACCAUGUUCCAGAACAGAGCUCCUGGGAGCCCAUUUCAUCAAGCCGGAACCCGCUCUCCAUCACCAUAUAGAACUCCUGAUCGUCGUAGUAACGAGCAAUUUGAAGACCAGUACGAGCGAGAUGGUGAUGUAACACCUCGAAACACCUCUCCACCAAGCCCCUUUCAUCCAUCAGCAAAUCGAUCACCACCACCACAAUCAUACAGAACGCCUGAUCGUCGUAGAAACAACCCUGAUGAUGAACAAGACGGCGAAGCAACACCAACACGAAACAGCUCUCCACCAAGCCCAUUUCAUCCAUCUGCAACCCGUUCCCCACCACCACCACAACCAUACAGAACGCCUGACCGUCACAGCAAUGAGCAAUUAGAAGCAACGUAUGAGCCAGAUAGCUACGUAACGCCGCGGGAAAGCCCUCCACGGAGUCCAGUUCAUGGAGCAGCAUACUAUUCAUCAAGCGAUGACGAUAAUCACUCCACCUACCUCUUCCCAGAAAUCAGCACUCCAAAUCGUUCCAUGCCAGUCUCCAGCACCAGCACACCUGUUCACCACAGCUACCAGAUCGUUACGGCGGAAACCUACGAGCCACCAGAGCUAGCGGACGAAUCUCAAAGCUUCUCUCUACAAGAGAUCGCCACAAUGCGAGGACUCAAAGAAGAGAGCAUCAGCCAAUCAAUGAUCUCCGAGUCUUACGUAACGGUCGCGAACUACAGAGUCAAACUCAGCGUCGCGGAAACGCUCCAAGCGAUCAUCGACAAGCACGGAGACAUCGCCGCCUCCUCGAAGCUCCAAUCCAACGUGACGAGAUCGUACUACCUCGAAUCGCUAGCCGGGGUCGUGACGGAGCUGAGGACGUCGAGGCUGAAGGAUCUGACGAAGGCGAGAGUGGCGGAGAUGGCGGCGGUGGUGAAGGACAUGGAGUCGGUGAAGAUCGAGGUGAAGUGGAUGAAGAGAGCGGUGGAGGAGGUGGCGGAGGCGGUGGAGUAUGUUGGGGAGUACGAGGCGGCGAAGGUGGAGAGGGAGGUUUGUGAGAGGGAGGUGAGGGAGAGGAAAGGGGAGAUGGAGGAGAUGAGGGUGGAAUUAGGGAAGAGAGAGAAGGAAGUUAGGGAGUGUAGAGAGAAGGUGACGGUUGUGGCGGGAAAGGUUGGGCAGUUAGAGAUGAGAGGUUCGAGGUUGAAGAAGAAUCUGGAGUUGUUUCAGACAAAGGUUGAGAAGUUUCAAGGAGAAGCCGUUCUUCUCCAUGUUUGAUACACUUUACAUAUUAUAAUAUACAAGAUAAAUGUUUUGGGCCCAAGGCCCGUGAAGUUAUUAUCAGUGUAUAAUACUGGCCCACUAAAUGGAUCUUAAUUGAAUGUUUUGUUUUGAUUUCUAUUUGAUUUCGUU